UUCUUGAUUAGUUAAAUGGUAAAUAGUUCUGCUUACUAUCACCAGAUGGCAAACUCUGAGACAAAAGACAGUGUUGAAAUUAACUCGGUUAUUUUAUUGAAUUUGUUAAUGUUUAUAAGAAGAAAAAUAUUACUUUAAUUAUUAAUUAUUUUAUCGAAAUGACCGGUAUUACAAUAUCAGCUGUUCGGACACGAACUAGCAUACUUGAUAAAUCAUUAAGUAAGGGAAAGGGAGAGGUUAGCUUGAGUUGUUUCGCACUUUUGUUUUCAGAGCUUGUACAGUACUGUCAAAAUCGUGUUUACACCGUACCAGAAUUACAAAAUAAAUUGGCAGAAAUAGGUACUGAGGUUGGUCACAAAAUAACAGAUUUACUUGUCGUGCGAGAGAAGGGUGGAAAACGUGAGAUAAAAUUGUUAAAUAUUUUAUUGUUUAUUAAAAGUACAGUAUGGAAAUCAUUGUUUGGUCGUGAAGCUGAUAAAUUAGAACAUGCAAAUGACGAUGAGCGCACGUACUACAUCAUAGAAAAAGAAGCAUUAGUAAACAAAUUUAUAUCAGUCCCGAAAGAUAAAGGAAGUCUAAACUGUGCUUCUUUUAUUGCUGGUAUAGUUGAAGCUAUUCUUUGCGAUUGUGGUUUUCAAGCAAAAGUCACUGCACAUUGGCAUAAGGGCACAACAUACAUGGUUAAAUUUGAUGAUGCAGUUGUUGCUCGUGACAAACAAUUGGAAGAUCGAUAAUCGAAAAUAUAGAAAAAAAGUAUUAAAUAUUAAAAUAAAAUUCUGUAUUCAUUUAUAAGUAAAGAACAGAUAUCUUUACAUUAAAAA
Molecule: messenger RNA, 821 nt
Organism: Frieseomelitta varia
Lineage: Eukaryota; Metazoa; Arthropoda; Insecta; Hymenoptera; Apidae
Gene: Trs31
Product: trafficking protein particle complex subunit 5
Exons: 3
Coding region: 159-734 (191 amino acids)
Biological process (GO): endoplasmic reticulum to Golgi vesicle-mediated transport
Cellular component (GO): TRAPPII protein complex; TRAPPIII protein complex; TRAPPI protein complex
Source: RefSeq, a predicted model, not a curated record